Xylona heveae TC161 is the source of this 1330-nucleotide messenger RNA. RefSeq names its product nagb/rpia/CoA transferase-like protein. Lineage: Eukaryota; Fungi; Ascomycota; Xylonomycetes; Xylonales; Xylonaceae. Gene Ontology annotation, cellular component: eukaryotic translation initiation factor 2B complex. Gene Ontology annotation, biological process: translational initiation. Gene Ontology annotation, molecular function: translation initiation factor activity; guanyl-nucleotide exchange factor activity. Bases 149 to 1231 code for a protein of 360 amino acids. The transcript has 3 exons. The record is from RefSeq and is a predicted model, not a curated record.
UACUCCGAUAUACCAAACCACCUCGUAAACUCCACAUUCAUCCUCCAUUGCACCUGCAACCCUUAACUUAUAACUUCAAUAAUCUGUCGAUCAUACAUACCCUCCUCCAUCGAAUACCAAGGCCCCGUCAGACGUGCCCGUAAAAGCAAUGGCGGCUGCACAAAAAUCCUCGACGAAGCCAUCAAGCAAAGAUGAUUUCGACAUCGUCGAGACAUACCAGCGCCUUCUCCGGGAAGAUCCUGAUCUGACCAUGCCCGUGGCGGCCAUUGAGUCACUUGUCGAACUACUCUCGCGCUCCGACGCACGAACUAUUUCCGAGACUCUCGAUCUGCUCGCAAUCUCCACACUUCACCUGAAGCGCUCUAUUCCAAACCCCAUCUCUCUCUCUGCCGGUACGGACCUCUUCCAGCGGUACUUGAUCACGACGCUGCAGCGGCCGGGACAGCUCGGGCCCGCCGGAGACUUUGGUGCCAUUCGUGCGCAUCUGCUCAGCAACGGACGACUAUUCGUGCAGCGCGCAAAAGCAAGCCGUGAGAAAAUCGCCAGUUUCGGCCGGCAUUUCGUUCGGGACGGCGCAACGGUCCUCACAAACGGUGGAUCGCGAGUUGUCGGCGCCCUGCUCAAAUCGGCCGCCGAGUCUUCAGCUGCCAGUCUGCGCUUCCGCGUCAUUUACGUCUUGAGCUCCCAGACUUCAUCUGCAUCGAAUGGAAUCCAAAGAGUCGAGACCAAGGAGGAAGGUCUCGCCACCGUUGCGGCGCUGCGGGCCAAGGGCGUCCCAGUCGCAACGAUCCCCGAAUCUGCCGUCGGGUAUUCCCUGGGCAAAGUGGACAUGGUCAUUGUAGGCGCAGAAGGCGUGGUGGAGAACGGCGGCAUCAUUUCCCGUCUGGGAACCUACCAGAUUGGUCUGCUGGCCAAGGCGGCAGGCAAGCCGUUCUACGUUGUGGCCGAGAGCCACAAGUUUGUGCGCCUGUAUCCGCUCAGCCAGUACGAUUUGCCCAUUGAGCAGAGAGUUAUUGAUUUCAAGACGACUGCCGAUACGGAGAAGGACAAGGGGACUGCAUCUGAUGGCGUGCCCGAUGCAUCCAGUCCUGAGACCAAACAGGCGUAUGCUAGCACAGUCGAUGAUGCCGUAGACUAUACACCACCCGACCUCAUCUCAGCUCUCAUUACAGAAAGCGGUGUACUCACCCCUUCGGCCGUCAGCGAAGAACUCAUCAAGAUCUGGUUCUAGGCCGUGUAAGCCGGUGCUGGAUAAGAAUUCAAGAUAGCUGCAUGCAUCCGAUUUGCCAUUUCUUCCAUUUCCACCCAGAUCUUUCUUUUUUGUCCCUUC